Messenger RNA from Cariama cristata (Red-legged seriema), 1410 nucleotides. It is a transcript of the gene COMT, whose product is annotated as catechol-O-methyltransferase. The record is from RefSeq and is a predicted model, not a curated record. Bases 251 to 1039 code for a protein of 262 amino acids. Lineage: Eukaryota; Metazoa; Chordata; Aves; Cariamiformes; Cariamidae. The transcript is spliced from 5 exons. Gene Ontology annotation, biological process: catecholamine catabolic process; dopamine metabolic process; developmental process. Gene Ontology annotation, cellular component: membrane; axon; dendrite. Gene Ontology annotation, molecular function: magnesium ion binding; catechol O-methyltransferase activity.
AUGAACAGCUUUCUCUAGGGUUAUUAGAGCACUGAGCACCUUUAAGGAGUGUAGAAAUCUGUGAAAGGAGGAGUUGGGGAAAAGGACACCGCUCCUUUUAGAGUCUGUGUAACAGAACUGAUAAGCUAUUCCUGUGAUGUGAUCGAAUGUGACUGAAUACUGCAGGCUCUUGGACUCUUAUUCUAUAAAAUCCACAGCAGAGCAGCGCAGCAAAAGCUCGGAGGGAACAGCUUCUGCUGUACUGAGAAAGAUGCUGGAGAGCUCUUCAGUCCCUUUGUUCAUUGUCUUCCUCCUGCUUUUCAUUUUGCUGCUCUUUGUGGUGCUCAUCAGGAAAAACGGCACUGCUGCCCUUAUCUGGAAUGAAAUAAUCCGGGAGAAAAUAACCAAUUUCAUCAUGAAUCAGAGCAAAGAACAGAGGAUUUUAAAUUUUGUGCUGCAGAAUGCAGUCCGAGGAGACCCCUGUAGUGUGCUGGACGCUAUAGAUAAGUACUGCUCCCAGAAAGAGUGGGCCAUGAAUGUGGGCAAUGAGAAAGGUUUAAUUCUAGACAAGACAGUGGAAGAGGUCAAUCCAUCAGUUGCACUGGAGCUGGGAACCUACUGUGGCUACUCAGCAGUUAGGAUUGCUCGGCUACUGAAGGCAGGAGCUCAUCUUCUGACUGUGGAAUUCAACCCAGAAUUUGCUGCUAUAGCUAAACAAAUGAUUGAGUUUGCAGGAGUACAAGAUAAGGUAAAACUCCUAGAAGGCCCUUCAGAGGAAAUUAUCCCCCAGCUGAAGAAAAAGUAUGAAGUGGAUACUCUGGAUUUUGUCUUCCUGGACCACUGGAAGGAUAGAUACACACCAGACACCAUCCUGCUUCAGGAAUGCAACUUGCUGAGGAAGGGCUCGGUUCUUCUGGCUGACAAUAUCAUCGUCCCAGGAGCUCCAGAAUUCCUUAACUAUAUCCGCAACAACCCCCGUUUCCAAUGUACUAACUACCCAUCUCAUCUGGAAUAUAUGAAAGUGGACGAUGCAAUGGAAAAGGCGGUGUUUUUGGGAUAAAGAGAGCCAUUAAUACUCAACCUUUGUUUCAAAUGACAUAAAUGCAACUGCACAGGUUAACUGGUACAUGCUUUAAAUUUUGUUUUGUUUUGUUUUUUUAUUUUGGAGCCUGUAAUUAAAGCAAGCGCUAGUGGAGAUCAUUUUAGACCAGGUGGAAACCAAGAUUGGGAGUAAGUAGGGUAACUACUCAAAGGUCUCUUCCAUUGUUUCACAUAAUUCAGCAAACCCAAGGUGAUGCACAUCACCUUGCCUUGACCAACACAUUGUUGAACAACAUAGUCUCUUAUUUUGAGCUCAAACCUGAACAAUCACAGUUUGAGCUUAGGGUAAGGUGGAGAAAGUUGCUGCAACUUCUGAAGACUUGUGUCCCC